AAAUCCUCAUCUGAACGCCCGUGGGUAGGAAAAGCGGCGAAAAAAAGGGAGAGAGCAAAAACGCGGGUCUGUAAAUCCUCCACGGUCUGUAUCAUUAUCGUUCGUUGAAUCUCUCCGUGUUCGGAGAGCACAAUGGCCGAUCUUGCGCGAACCUCAUGGUACGCGCGUCACGUAAAAUAGUUUUGUGUAUUCUAUUUAUAAUAAUGCCAAAUAUUUUACGACGCGAUAAAUGUGUCGGGUGAUCAGUGAUUGUGCCUGAUGUACACAACAGAUAAACUUCCCGCAGUAUAAACCAAACAAAGUCCUCCUUCGCAUUCACCUGCUGCUCUCGCACGGGGUACCCUGGACCUUUUGAGCUCACCCGAAGAACGCGAUCCGCAAGUUUGGUUAGGUGCCACAUAUUGACCAACCACAACCCAUUUAUUCCAGCAAUAGUAUAAACCCCCUAAAUAUUCCAAUACCAACGACCAUCUCUUCCGAAGCCAACUAAUUUCAAUGAGCUGUGUGUGAUUUGACGCAACGUUGAGCAAAAUUCUGAUAGCCAAUGAAAUGGCGGAACAAGAGCAGCAUGCGCCAGGCUGCAAGCGAAUGUCUUUGGAUAAAAUAAUUGAAUCUAUGACGGCAGAUUUGGAAAAUUCUGCAGGACAAUAUGUCCAGUUUGGCGUAACUCCUCCUUCGCAAACUACUGUACAACCACCACACGGUUGGGGUGAUUACACACCUGGACAAGCUCGACACUAUUUGACUAACCAGCCUCCGCUGUCUGCGCAACCUGGUAGGCAGCCAAUGAAUCCUAUUCCAUCGCCAAUCUACAUGCCAGAGAUACCUCCGUAUGAUCCACCGUCGCCUGACCCCAUGUAUUUUCCACCACAACCGGUUAAUCAUUUGGGUUUGAAUGAGAAUAAUAAUUUGGUCGGAACGAUUGACGUCGGUGGUGGGAAUUACAUUAAUGUGAUUUAUAGAAACCCCACGCAAAUAAUGGCUGAACAACGUCAAUUGAAUACCUUGACGUCUUACAAUUCUCAUAAUGCGGAUCGCGAAUAUGGCCUGUUUGGUGACCAACGGCAAAUGCCGAUAUCUCCUAACUUGACUCCGCAAAGCUCUAACGGGAAACAAUUGAUCGAUAACUUGGUUGGAAAUUGGGUGCCAAAUCAAUCUGGUACUUACAGUCCUUUUGGCGGCUCGCCAAAUGUUACACCAGUACCGCAAAGCACGCCAGAGAUUAGAGAAACUGAAGAAUUACCUAGAAACUUACAGGAUAUUCAUCACAAAAAGCCGAGAAUGGUGGCAGAGGUAAGGCCAAUGCGACCCUCCUAUUCUGAUGUUUUGACCAAAUCUGCACCAACUCCUCCACCCCCGUUGACUCCGCCAGCUACUAAGCCAAAAAUUGAAACUACUGUGAAAAAGAAUUCAAUUAAAAGUGCAAAGAACAAAACCAAGCCAGCUGUGUUAAAGAGACAAAAUUCUUCGGGUAGCGAAGACCAUAACUCACCUAAAAUCCAAGUUCCCAAAAAAGUUUUAGAGAAGAAUAAUUCAAAUUUACCUAGACGCUGGGUGUCACUAGAUAAUCUGGGUUCACAAACAGAAUCUCACGAAUUGAACACGUUUGACAGAUCUGAAAAUAUCGAGAAAAAGAAAAGUUCCAAGAUCUUUAAGAAAGGUGAUAAAAAUGAGACAUUGAAUAAUACAAAAAUACAGAACGGUAGCUCAAAAUGUGCUCCAAAUAUUCAAAAACGUCCGAUACAAAUAAAUAAUAAUUUGACAACAAUAAAUUUUUCAAGUCAAACUGUUUCGCUCGAUAAAAUAGAGAAAAAUCAACAAGCUAAUAACAAAUCUGCAAAAGAUGAUAAGAAAAUUACUAAGGAAAAAUCCAUCAAAAGAUCCCAAGCAGAGAAAACUCAGCAGAUCAAAAAAGGGUACAGAAAUAGGAAGAGAGAAAGCAGAGAAUCACCGGUCAAAGAUUUGUGCAGGAACUUGAAUAAGCACGUUUUUCGAUGGAGCAAAAUUGGAUUGAAAAUUUUUUACUGGCUAUUUCAUUUAAUCUCCGAUGUUGUCAGCAUGAGCGCAAACCUAGUUGCCCAAUUGGGAAAGUGUGCUUGGUUUUACAUGCUUAUAUAUCUGAAAUACUCGUGGGUCUAUGUAGCUGGCACAUUCUCAAAAGUAAAGUUCUUAAAUGCAAUUGGAAAACGAUUAGACAGCUGGAUUGGAUGGAGUAGAUUUGCGUUUUGGGACAAAUUAAAAUCCAAAAAGAAAGAGGAGCAAGAAGAGAACACUAAUUGGAUUCCUGGUGGGUUAGAAGCAAACAUUGCAUUGCCUAGUACUGGCGAAGAAGCUAUGAAGAGAUUACUGGCUUGCAAAGGGAAAGACCCGUACAGUAUAUUAGGUGUCACACCAACCUGCUUUGAUGAUGACAUUAAAAAAUAUUACAAGAGACAAGCUUUUCUAGUUCAUCCUGAUAAAAAUAACCAGCCAGGGGCAGAGGAAGCAUUUAAAAUUUUAGUUCAUGCUUUCGACAUCAUUGGUGAACCGGAACGUAGACAGGCAUUUGAUCAAACUAGACAAGUUGAAGCAGCCUGGGGUGAGCUGAGCGAUCUACUAUCUCAGUUGCAUCGAAAAAUGGAACAGGCUGCAAACACAAUAAGAUGUACAAACUGUGGUCAUAGGCAUAAACGCAUUCCAACACAUCGGCCAUGUUAUGCUGCUCGAUUCUGUGCUCAGUGCAAAAUACGGCACAGUGCAAAGGAGGGAGAUAUUUGGGCAGAGUCUCGGAUAAUGGGAUUUUUAUGGAAUUAUUAUGCCUGUAUGGAAGGUGCGGUAUAUGAUGUUACAGAGUGGGCUGCUUGUCAGGCUGGAAACUUGAAACAUCUGAGAGCCAAUACACAUAGCGUUCAGUACAGAAUUGUUUUAGGGCAAAGACCUCCGCCGCAAACAACUAAUGGAGGUAAAAAGCGUCAGCAAGUGGAUCCUAACACAAGCGAGGCAGAUUUCGAAGAUUUUCUGAAUAAUUUAUACAAUCACAGCAAAUCAGGGAGUGCAUCGGCAACCGGAGAUCCAAAGAGUGAUAAUCGUCGACGUAAAACUAAACGCAAGAAGUGAACCUGAGUGAUAAGAGAUUUUUUGUCUUCUAGAAAUGCAUCCUGUGUAACUGCUGGUUAAUAUACAUACAUAAAUGUACACGAACAAUCUCACACUUUAUUCCCUGAACUCUGGGUUGUAUUUACAGAGAAAAAAUAUUAUCCCACAAUUUUAUAAUCAUUUAAUGUUGAUUUUUUCCAUUUUUUUAAAAUCGUUUCUCGGAAAUGACUAAUUUUAUUCCACUUUUACUCAACCACUGCAUCUUGUUUCUACAGUGAAUUAAUGACGAAUUUAUUAUCAAUCAACAAUAAUCAUACAUUGAGUAAAUACUUUGUACCAAUGUGUGUGGGUGAUUAAAACGAGCCAAUCUUAGAAUUAGUAGUGAUCUGUAAUAGAAUACAGAAUUAAAUAUGUACUACUAAAAAGUUUGGCUCGUCAACUCUGCCCAAUACAGGUAAUGUUUCAACUGAAUGCUAACAAAUGUUGAAAAUCAAAGUUGUAAAACCAUGCGGCUGUGUUGGAAUAGUACCGGCAUGAAGUGAUCACAUACUGAAUUAACAAUGAAACAUGAUACAAAAUAGUAAUAGGACAUCCCUAAUUUUACUUAACAUCUAUGGAUUUGAUCAGUUGUCUAAUGUUUGUUAAAUACAUGAGGCAAUGAUAAAUUCAGAAAGUUGAAUGAAAUUGAGAUUCGAAAACAGUAUAAAUAGAAAGUGUAAUUUUGUUUGAUAAUUCAAAACGAAAUUGCAUUAGUAGAAAUUGAAAAUACAUUGAUAAUUAAAAUUAUGUGGAAAAAUGCUUGUGGAAUAUAAAGUGUUGAGAAGCUAUUUGCAAUACUCAUUGAACACGAUAUAACAUCAGGUGCUAGGAAAAAAAACUGAGGACUGUGUAAGUGAUUUUUGUUGAAACAUCAUUCAUGCAUACCGAUGUCCUGGCUAUUAGAAUCUUUCAGUGCAUUAGAACAUAUUU
Messenger RNA from Neodiprion virginianus, 4044 nucleotides. RefSeq names its product dnaJ homolog dnj-5. Bases 550 to 3096 code for a protein of 848 amino acids. The record is from RefSeq and is a predicted model, not a curated record. The transcript has 7 exons. Gene Ontology annotation, molecular function: dopamine receptor binding. Lineage: Eukaryota; Metazoa; Arthropoda; Insecta; Hymenoptera; Diprionidae.